AUGGUACAGGCCAUGCAAGAAACGAGACAGAACUCCACCAAGUAUUUAGUCCCAUCGAAGCUAAAUGGCCCAGCGACCCCAGAGACAAAGAGACCCAACGACAUCCAGCGUGCGAAGCCGGUGACAGGGGUGGCCCCAGUGAACAAGUUGGCUAUUACGAGAUUGCCGCUCCACCGAAGACAUCCGCAGGGGGCUCAGCAGCUCUGGGAUACGCCCCGACACGGCGAGUUGAAAGAGGGAUAG
This is a messenger RNA of Sporothrix schenckii 1099-18, 243 nucleotides long. RefSeq lists its product as uncharacterized. Lineage: Eukaryota; Fungi; Ascomycota; Sordariomycetes; Ophiostomatales; Ophiostomataceae. The transcript has a single exon. The record is from RefSeq and is a predicted model, not a curated record. The coding region runs from base 1 to 243 and encodes 80 amino acids.